AGGAAUUCUAAUGAUGAUUGGCUCGUGCAUUUUGGCUUUCCAUCCUUGUCCGCCUUCGCCGUGCCGCCAUGGACAACAUGACCAAGCCGAGCGUGGCGUACACUUAUCCUCCCAGCUACCAAGAAAAGUUCAACGACGUGCAAGCAAACUUGCUGUCCUUCAACCGGUACCUCGUUCUUGGCCUGUCAGGUUUCAUUCUCGUCGCGUUCAUCACAGUCCUGGUCGGCCUUGGCACGAAGCGUCCCAAGUGGUGGUAUUCUACCCUAACCAGAUGGUUCAAUAUCACGGACCAUGACACAACUUCCAACUUGCUUGUGAUUGCCAGCCAAAGCAACGGACGAGCGCAGCGCCAACGGGACACGAGCAACAAUCCCUUGGCGAUACGGCUCGACGCGUGGAGAACAUUCCAGGAGGAAAAGCACGUCCCACCUCCACGCAUCAGUGAACUCUGUCACCUCCGCUACAUGCCGCCAGCCAUGGCUCCUGCCGCACGGGACGACCACACUCGAGACUCCUCCGCGGCCAAGUCCACGUUGUCGUCUGGUGUGGUGUAGUGUGAGGCGAGGUGUUGUAUUUAUCUGUUUUGAUAUUUCGAAAUUUGCAGGCAUUCAUGAAAAUAAAGGACAAUACUUUUAUUCG
Aphanomyces invadans is the source of this 639-nucleotide messenger RNA. RefSeq lists its product as hypothetical. The transcript has a single exon. Lineage: Eukaryota; Oomycota; Saprolegniomycetes; Saprolegniales; Verrucalvaceae. The record is from RefSeq and is a predicted model, not a curated record. The coding region runs from base 69 to 554 and encodes 161 amino acids.